Neurospora crassa OR74A is the source of this 948-nucleotide messenger RNA. RefSeq lists its product as hypothetical. NCBI's taxonomy places the organism in Eukaryota, Fungi, Ascomycota, Sordariomycetes, Sordariales, Sordariaceae. The transcript has 3 exons. The record is from RefSeq and is a predicted model, not a curated record. Bases 1 to 948 code for a protein of 315 amino acids.
AUGUCGCAUAUUCAGAACCACGAUCAAAGCGGGCAGCCCACCGAGCAAGUCGCUCAUUCUCCUUCUUUUAAUUCAGCCGCUGGUUCACAAGCUGUUCCUGCUCGCUCUGCUGGCGAUCAAGUGGAUCGCAAUUCCCCAGAGAAAGUCACUCUGUUCACUACCGAUACAAGUCUUUCCGAGCAAGUUCAUGCUCCGCCCAUUCCUGAGGAUGAAGACCAAUCGAGAACCAAUUACCCAGUUCAGAACAGCGAGAUCCAAAAUGUUGUCGAGGUUGAGGAAGUCGUCCUCCCCUCCAUUGAGUCCCCGACGGAGAACCUUCCAAACGACGAUGACUACGCUACGGACCCUGCGGGUUUAAGCGAGUCUGAACUGCGCAGGCGGGCAGUCGCUUGGAUGGAGCGGACUUACCAUCAUCUUCCGAACGGUUCAAUUGUCCAAGCUCCAAGCUACUUUCGGCGCACCCGAUCCAGUCCCGCUGGUAGACCGGCAAUUUGGAUCAAAGAUUUCGUUUGGGGUCAUAUCAGACCGCGACGGCUGACUAAUGAUCGCCUCGCUGAUAUGCCCCUGGAGAGAAGGGAGAGCUGGGCUCGAAUGCAAAGAAGGGAGUGGGAAGAGAUUGAGGAAGAGAAGGGACCGACUCAAGAAGAGGGUGAUCGCUCAAACUCAGAAACGUUGUUCCCGCUCGCUCUGUUGGCAAUCGAGUCAAUACUUGAUCGCGAGCCCCACGACGUCGCCGCGGAGGUACUCUUCGGUCUUAUUGGCCGUCUUGCACUUGCGGCAAGCACCACGCGGACGGACUACCCAAGGAAUGCUGUCGAGGUUGAGGAAGUCGCCGUCCUCCCCUCAAUCGAGUCACCCACGGAGAACUCCCAGCUCAAGAGGCCAUACGAUGCUGUUGCCAAGCGCGAACAGUCCAAGGGCAAAGGCAAAGGCAAACCUGGCACAUGA